Messenger RNA from Coregonus sp. 'balchen', 1201 nucleotides. The record is from the annotation of a GenBank genome assembly. Lineage: Eukaryota; Metazoa; Chordata; Actinopteri; Salmoniformes; Salmonidae.
AUGCUGGUGCAGGCAGAGGACGCACGACUCAUGGGGGACAUGUGAGUGACGCCACACCAACCACCACCUCCCUGAUUUCUCUGUAGGAUUCCUCUGCUUGGCUUUUCUUUUCAUCCCUUCAUCUUUUUGCUUGACAGGAGGAACAUGAAGAAGAGCUACAUUGAGCUCUAUGACCUGAACAGAGACCUGAUCAAUGAGUACAAGAUCCGAUCCAACAAUCACAAUGCUCUCCUCGCCUACCUUAAGUCUGCCAACCAGGCCCAUUCAGAGGGCAGGGAGACUGAGAGGUGAGUAGGGGUUGACAGGGUGAUCAGUGGGGGAUAGCGUUUGUAGAGGAUUUAAUGUGUUUUGAAGGGUUCGGGACUUUCCUAACCUCUCCUACUCUUUGUCUCUCUCAGUGGGUAAGCCGAAGAAUCAGGUUAUCACAGCCUGCCGAGAUGCUAUCAAAAACAACAAUGUCAAUGCCCUGUUCAAGAUAAUGAGAGCAGGCACAGCCUCUUCCUGUGGGCACCCCCUGUGUGAGAGGGGGGAGCCAGUCUGGGGGGAGCCAGGAGAGGAGGCUUUAUAAGUGAGGCAAAAGUCUAGUUCUCUAGUGGCAAGGCCUGAAGAAUAGUCAGGCCUCUCCUGCACCCCCAGAUGCCAUUGGUCAGCAGUGAUGUUUUAGAGGAGUCAGUGGGUGGGAGUAACUGUCAAGUUGUAAAUGUGGUUUUGUAGCAAAAUAAAUCUAUACUCCUUUAAUGUUAAAUGGGACCAGCAGUGUGUGAUACAUGUUUACCUUUUGUAGAUUGUAAAUAGACAGGGAACUUUGUGUGUGUGCAGAAAAUGUAACGCUAAACUAAAUGGUCUUUUAACUUAAUAUGUCUGUUUUUUGUUUUCAUUGUAGUAUUUUCAUUCAACUCUUGUUGGUUGAAUGAAUGUCUUCAAUGUCUCUCAGGCCAGAGUGCUGUUAAGUGAAUUCAGCUCCUAAAUUGCAGCCAUUUAAUACAGCUAGGGGCUAGAAGUACAUAUGGUGCUGUAUUGCAAGGACAUCAGUCACCAUGAUAAAAGUACAAAGUGUCUGACAAAAAAAUAAGUCUGCUAGGUCCGGAUCAUUAUGCGACCCCCUUUCCCCUUACUUUAUAUUCUUGGAGAGUCUGUUUCCAGUUGCUGCGCUGGCAUCUGGCUCACAGCUGGACCAGCGACUCCCACACGUGUCACGUGA